This is a messenger RNA of Harpegnathos saltator (Jerdon's jumping ant), 2094 nucleotides long. RefSeq names its product ubiquitin carboxyl-terminal hydrolase calypso (gene calypso). Bases 151 to 1977 code for a protein of 608 amino acids. The record is from RefSeq and is a predicted model, not a curated record. Gene Ontology annotation, cellular component: cytoplasm. Gene Ontology annotation, molecular function: cysteine-type deubiquitinase activity. The transcript is spliced from 8 exons. Gene Ontology annotation, biological process: ubiquitin-dependent protein catabolic process; protein deubiquitination. Lineage: Eukaryota; Metazoa; Arthropoda; Insecta; Hymenoptera; Formicidae.
GAGAAACGUUUACAAGGGUUACCACGUGACUUAUGUCAUGUGACAUAUGUUUGGUGCAACAUGGCGUCUUCGGCUGUCAGAAUGCGACGGAUCAGUUCAUUCUGAAGCGAUUUCCAACAUUUCGCGCGUUCGACAGCUCGUCACAACAAGAUGCCCGUCGACAUUAAUCGGUUGACGGAGGGCUGGCUGGAGCUGGAAAGCGAUCCGGGCUUGUUCACGUUGCUGCUGGAAGACUUCGGCGUGAAGGGCGUCCAGGUGGAGGAGAUUUAUGAUCUGCAGAAGUCAUUGGAAGGUCCGGUAUAUGGCUUCAUCUUUCUGUUCCGUUGGAUCGAGGAGCGACGGUCCAGAAGGAAGGUCGUCGAACAAGAUGAGAGUUUCGUCAAGGAUGAGGAGAUUGUUAACAAUAUCUUUUUCGCGCAGCAGGUCGUCCCCAACAGUUGUGCCACCCAUGCAUUACUUUCCGUUUUGCUGAAUUGCCCAAACAUCCACCUGGGCACAACUCUGUCUCGAUUAAAGAUGCACACCUCAGGCAUGUGUCCGGAGAACAAAGGUUGGGCUAUCGGCAAUACACCAGAAUUGGCUUGUGCGCACAAUUCACACGCAAUGCCACAAGCGAAGAGACGACAAGACAAGAACACCGGCGUCUCGACGGGUAGAUUCACGGGCGAGGCGUUUCACUUCGUGAGCUACGUGCCGAUAAAUGGCAGACUUUUCGAGCUGGAUGGCCUGAAGCCCUAUCCCAUGGAUCAUGGUCCGUGGAAGGAGCACGAGGAGUGGACAGAGCAAUUUAGACGCGUGAUAACCGACCGUUUGGGCAUGGCGACGGGCGAACAGCUACAGGACAUCAGGUUCAACCUGAUGGCCGUUGUGCCCGACCGGCGUCUCGCCAUCUCGCACAAAUUGACAAUGCUGAAGACCAACAGGCAGAUAGUUUUGGAAGCGUUGCAGCAGUUGGUAAAGCUAAGUCACCAGGAUGGCAGCGGCGGCACGGACAAGAGCUCGCACGACGUUGACAAGGAGAAGCAGUACGACAAGAGAAACAAGACAGAGGACGAGAACGGAGUAUCCGCCAAGACGGAAAUCGAGGAAUCGACUGCAACGAUCCCCACCAUCACCGUGGAGAGGAACAACGACUCGACAGUGGGAAUUGACGAGUCGGUCUCCAGCAUCUCGUCUGGCAAGACUGAAUCCAACGGCAUGGAGAAGGUGGUGAUGUGCGCCUUGGACUACGCUACGCCGCUGCGGAUUCAGACGUCGCCAGCCCACAGCUCAUCCAGCACCGACACGUCAUCCGAGAUAGGCUCGGCCUUCAACUCGCCCACUCAAGCUUGGGGAUGGAAUUCCGGCCAGAGCAGUCCCACGUCGACCAAGGACUUCAAGAAGUUCGUUGUGAUCAGGGUUGCCGGGGACGAGAAAAAUGAAGCAGGCUUGAGUCGUUCUCUGGGGAACAUCAAUAUAAAUGGCAAGAGAUUGGUGUCCGACAGCGGUCACUUGCACAAGAAGGUCUGCCUGUCGGGUGAAGUCAGAAUCCCUCACGCGAGAGUGAAAACCAGCAACGGCGACACGGUGACGGAAGAGAAGAAGGUCGAGAAGAUCGACCCCAAGCUGUGCUCCAAGUACCCGGAAUUGUUCGAGCCGCACACGUUCGCGCCCAAGGACCUCUUGGCGCUGUUGAAGAAUCUGGAGCAUGAGAUCAGCGUGUGCGAAACCAGCUUGAAGGACGAGAACGAUAAGAGGAACAAGUACAAGAUUGACGACUGUCGACGGACGCAUAAUUACGACGAGUUUAUCUGCACGUUCCUCUCGAUGCUCGCUCAGCAAGGGAAAUUGGCGGAGCUGGUUCAGCAGCAUCUGGCGCUGAAGAAACACACCUCCGUCUCGGUGAACAGAGUUCACAGGUCCUCCAAGAAAUCCGACACUCGCCAGAAUUCAUCGCGCAGGCGACGCGGCAGAACAAAAUGUAAAAAGCGCAAGUAAUCUCCCGGCGCGUAACUCUAGAGACUUGAGGGGAGUAUCAUUCCGUUUGUCGGAUUGUUUGCAGCAUCCAGCACCGGUAGUUUCAUCGUCGUCAAGCGAAGAGGCCAUAUAUACGUA